AUGGACAUAAGGCGUGGUGUCAGAACCGUUUUCAAGCCCGAACCAGAUCACCGCAAGGCCUCCCCCCCCACCCCUGCCCCUCGGAGGGAGGUGGAAGAGCCUCAAGGCACUCUUCUUGGCGAGCUGAAUGAUUGCCGAGAAGAGGACAGCGGGGGCUGUUUGACAAGGGUGCGUUGGAGGAAAGGAGAUCAGACUGCACCCGUUCCGAAAGAGAAAGAGCAGCAGGCGGAGGGUGAAGCCAGCUCGGAGCUGCGUGGAAAGCAGGGCCUCAGCAAUGAGCAGAAACGCAUCACCGUCAAGGAGUACGAGGUGUGCAAACAGGCGGCCUUGUCCAAGCAGAAGACCUUGGAGGACGCUGCGGAAAGCCUGAAGAAGGAGAUGGACUCUGCAAGGGAACAACAUGGGUGUGUGGAUAUGGCGAACGGGCCUCAGACACUGCUGGACGCAGCAAAGCGAUUUGAGGAGGCCAAGGAUGCGUACUUGAAGGCCAUCAAGGUCGCCCGGCAGGCACGGCAGGAUAUGGGGGCUUGGAACCGGUUCAUAAACGAUCUCAAGGAGGGGGCGCACAACGGAGGUCGUGUGCGCGUAUGGACGUGA
Messenger RNA from Klebsormidium nitens, 597 nucleotides. Lineage: Eukaryota; Viridiplantae; Streptophyta; Klebsormidiophyceae; Klebsormidiales; Klebsormidiaceae. The record is from the annotation of a GenBank genome assembly.